UAAACAAUUGUAAAAGUUUCAAUAUUUUCAUGUUCACCCUUUGACCUUGUUAAAUGGGACUUAUUUAACACAAAAAAGAACCCUUUUAACAGACUUUCGAAUUAAUUUACUUCAGAUCAAACUGUGUAACGCCUAAUAAUACAAAUACUGGUGCGUUUUGUUCAUAAAGUUUGUUAUAUUGCGGAGGAAUGACUGAUUUAAAAAAACGGAUUUCACUUCAUCCAUCACUAAGAAUUUGGUGAGUUCAAUUUUUGAGCUUUUGAAAACUAUCUCCGAUUCUUUCGGAAGCCCGGGGACUGGUAUAAUUGAAGCGGGUUAUUUUGGUCAUCAACUAACGAGCUUCACAAACCAGUAAUAUUUGUUAAUCAAUUUAAAGGAUUUUGCUUCUCUUUACAUGGUCAGUUAUGAUCAAAUACUCUUGAAACUGACAUUUUUACGCUUAUAAACAUGUAAUUUCGGAGUCGGAAGUUCAAUCCAAUUUUGAAAAUUUUAUAUGGAAUCGCAAGAACUAAACAAGCUACAGCUAAUUGUAAAAGUUUAAAUAUUUUCAUGUUCACCUUUUUACCUUAUUAAAUGGGACCCUUUAUCAGACUUUCGAAUUAAUUUACUUCAGAUUAAACUGUGUAACGCCUAAUAAUACAAAUACUGGUGCGUUUUGUUCAUAAAGUUUGUUAUAUUGCGGAGGAAUGACUGAUUUAAAAAACGAAUUUCAUUUUAUUCAGUUUCCAUCAAGAACAUGAGAACUAGGAAGUUAGUCAUCCGAAACUGCUUUAAAUCAUAAAUGAUUGUCAGAAAAAUGCAUUAAAAACAGCAUAUGAAGAAAGUGAAAAACACAUCGGAAGUGACCAACAGAAAUAAAAUCCAGCGUAGGUGAUAAGUGAAUCAAACUAGAACGAAAAAUGGAUAACUCACGUAAACCGGAAAAGAAGAAUCCUCGGAAGGGAGCCUUUUGUGUGUCACAGCUGUUGUUCACCUGGCUGCUACCACUGUUUUACCGGGGCUGUCAACGAGGACUGAACAAAGAUGAUCUUACUAAGUGCCUAAAGGAAGAUAAAUCGGAAGAUCUUGGUGACCUCUUGGAAGAACAUUGGCAUAAGGAAAUCUUACGAUCCAGGAAGGAGAAUCGGCCUCCCCGGUUACGAAACGCCCUGUUCUAUGCCUUCUACAAGCAAUGCAUAUUCGACGGAUUCCUAAUAUUUAUGUUCGUUCUGAUCAAAUCUAUCUUGCCAGUAGUCUUAGCCCAACUGUUGAUAAAAUUCCAAAUGCCUACCAACUCCACUGACGCCGGAGGAUUGAUCAACAGUACAACCGUUCCACCUCAAAUUACGGACGUUUUUCUUGCUACAACACUGCAUUUCCUUCACGAUCUGGACCAAAAUGGAACCGAGCUGGAACGCGCCAGGCGAAGCAUCGACAACAGCAAACACAAUUCGAACCCGAACCAUUUCAAUAGUGAUGAUUACCGCGAUGAUGAUUACAGCAACAGUCGAGAUGAUGGGUACGUUGACCUUGCCGACGAGGAAGGACCGACCCGAGUUCGCUCGUUAUCAAGUGCAGCCGACAUUAUCGAUUACGCCUGGAACGACGUGUACGGCCUGUCGACGGUCUUGGUGAUACUGACCUUGCUGGGAUGUUUCUGCAGUCACCAUUCGGAUCUGCGUCAGCGGCUGCUUGGGGCACGAAUGCGGAUCGCAUGCUGUUCGGUAAUCUACCGUAAGACACUACGGAUAUCCAAGAAGGCAGCCGGUCAAACACCGGCCGGAUAUCUGAUCAACCUGCUGUCGAACGACGUUAGUCGAUUGGAUUAUGGGUUCAUAUUUUUGCACUAUGUUUGGGUGCUGCCAUUUCAGGCAAUUUUUACCUGUUACCUAAUUUGGCGCAGUGUCCAGUGGGCGGCUGUGGUAGGCGUCGUUGGAUUAUUGAUUAAAACCAUCCCAGUUCAGACUGGACUCGGUCGGUUGCAAUCCGUGCUUCGACUAAGAGUUGCCCAACGAACUGAUCAACGGGUCGGCAUAAUGAAUGAGUUGAUCCAGGGAAUACAGGUGAUCAAAAUGUACGCCUGGGAAAAACCUUUCCACACAGUGGUUUCGUUAGCACGGAAAAAGGAAGUCCAACAAAUUCGGUGGGCUUCGUACAUUCGAGGUAUAUAUCUGGGUACGAUGAUGUUUACGGAGCGAUCAACGUUGUUCCUUGCGAUCGCUACCUGUUACUUCGAAGGCCGUCAUAUCACUGCUGAUAUUGUGUUUCCGAUGGCGCAGUUUUUCAACAUUUUACAGCUAACUGCCGCUAUUUUCUAUCCAUUGGCGAUUUCACUCGGAGCCGAAGCUUUGGUAUCGAUCGACAGAAUUCAAGAAUUUCUCGGAAUGGAUGAACAAAGUACAAAUAUAGCUGGAUUGCAUAAAAACGAACCCGACGGUAUUGUAAAGGGUCCUUCUAAUACCGUUGAAUUGAGAAAUAUCUCCGCUACUUGGGAAAAUGAGAAGGAGAAAACUCUACAUGAAGUGUCAUUAAAAGCUGAAGCGGGAAAACUGUUGGCUGUGGUUGGUCCAGUUGGUGCGGGGAAGAGUUCCCUAUUUCAGUUGCUGUUAGGCGAGUUACCGAUUUUGAAGGGCGAAGCAAUCAUCAACGGCGACAUUUCCUAUGGAUCACAGGAGCCUUGGUUAUUUACCGGAACCGUUCGGAAUAACAUUUUGUUCGGUUUACCGUACGAUCGCAAGCGGUACCAGGAAGUGGUAGAGCAUUGUGCUCUCGUUACGGACUUCGAACAACUUCAGGAUGGCGAUAAAACGGUAGUCGGUGAACGGGGUACUUCGCUUUCCGGUGGGCAGCGAGCAAGAGUGAACCUGGCACGGGCCGUUUACAAGAACGCCUCUAUUUACCUGUUGGAUGAUCCUCUCAGUGCCGUGGACGCUCACGUCGGACGGCAACUGUUCGAUGAGGUAAUGGGACCGAAAGGCUACUUAGCAAAGCAACAGGCCACGCGGAUUCUGGUUACCCAUCAGGUGCACUUCUUGAAGGACGCCGAUUGGAUUGUAAUUCUUGAGAAUGGAAAAAUUCUUAUGCAAGGAACUUACGAAGAACUGUCGCAAAGUAAUUUAGAUUUCGGUAAACUGUUAGGAUCAAGUGAACAAAAGAAGGAUGCCAUAGAAGAGGACGAAACAGAAGAUUUGACCGAUGAAGAUAUUCCUUUCAUUGAUGGUGCAAAGUCUGACACCUUGAAGUUGAAAAAUUCUAUUUCCGUUCCGGGACUGAAUGCUCUAUCAUGUGCGGUGAGUGCUCUGAAUCUAUUUUGUGUUUUUACUUUCUAUAUAAACUUUCUUUGUCUACAGUCCAGUGUAAGUGAAAACUUGGGACGAACCACAUCUGAAGAUCAAGCGGAAGGUAACAUACCGAUGAAAGUUUGGACCACUUACUUUCUAGCUGGAGGCAAUAUCGUUUUGGUGUUGUUUACCUUCAUUACACUAGUUUUCACUCAAGUCGUUGUGAGUGGUUCGGAUUACUUUGUCACUUACUGGACACGUCAGGAAGAACGGCGCCUACGAGAUAUUCCUCAGGAAUACUCUACCGGGGACUAUCUCUCCAUGUACGGAGUAUUAAUCAUUGCCAUCGUUUUCUUCACGAUCUUUCGUGGUUAUUUGUUCUUCAACAUCUGCAUGAAGGCCUCCAGAACACUUCACGAUAGAAUGUUUGCCAAAAUACUCGCUGCUCCGAUGCGGUUUUUCGAUACCAAUCCAUCAGGUCGAAUUCUCAACCGAUUUUCGAAAGAUAUGGGAGCUAUCGACGAACUACUACCGAAAUCCAUUAUGGAUGCCGUUCAAGUGCUGCUAGUCAUGACGGGUAUCUUAGUAGUCAUUGCCAUCGUGAAUCCAAUUCUCUUACUUGCACUGCUGGCAGCUGUCAUCCUGUUUAUGGGUGCACUAAAACUAUACCUUCGACCGGCACAGGAUCUAAAACGUCUCGAAGGGAUAACUCGCAGUCCAGUUUUCUCACAUCUGUCAGCAACUCUUAGCGGGCUUUCAACAGUUCGUGUCAACGGGGCUCAGCAGAAAAUUACUCAGGAAUUCGAUGCCCUCCAAAAUGUACACUCGGCCGUAUGGCACCUAACAAUGUCUAGCAACGCUGCCCUAGGUCUCUGGUUAGAUUGCAUUAGCACUGCCUUCGUUGCAUGUGUAACAUUUAGCUUUAUAAUGCUCCAUGAAGACACCUACAGUGCCAACGUCGGUCUUGCUAUUUCGCAAGCGAUGAUCCUAACCGGAAUGGUUCAGUACGGAAUACGUCAAACGGCCGAGUCCAUGCAGCUGAUGACGGCGGUUGAAAGAGUAAUGCAGUAUACGGAAAUCGAAACCGAACGUAAUCCACCAAAAAGUCCACCCGAUGAUUGGCCUUGGCGAGGGCAACUGGAAUUUCGACACAUGUAUCUUCGAUACGAUCCGGACAGUGUUCCGGUACUGAAAGAUCUUAAUCUAAAAAUAGCUCCCACCUGGAAGAUUGGUAUUGUUGGACGUACUGGAGCGGGUAAAUCUUCCCUAAUUGGAGCACUGUUUCGACUUGCUCCAAUCGACGGAAAGAUAUUGGUAGAUGGAAUUGAUACGGGUGUCGUAUCCUUGGAGUCACUACGAUCGAAGAUUUCCAUCAUACCCCAGGAUCCGGUUCUAUUCAGUGCCACGAUUAGGUACAAUCUUGAUCCGUUUAAUCUCUACGAUGAUGACAGCUUAUGGAAAGCAAUUAAUGAGGUUGAGCUUCGCAGUGCCGUAAGCGGUUUGGAUUAUAUGGUCACCGAGAGUGGAACAAACUUCAGCGUUGGUCAACGUCAACUGAUCUGCCUUGCGAGAGCUAUCUUAAGAAAUAAUAAGAUUCUGGUACUUGAUGAAGCUACGGCCAACGUAGAUCCACAAACUGACGCACUGAUUCAACGAACAAUCAGAGAAAAAUUCGAACAUUGCACGGUUCUAACAGUUGCCCAUCGCCUGCAUACCGUUAUGGAUUCCGAUCGAAUAUUGGUGAUGGACGCCGGAGAAGCACGUGAAUUCGAUGUACCUCAUUUACUUCUGCAGCAAGAGGGAAGUAUCCUGAGGGACAUGGUGGAAGCAACGGGGCAAUCUGAGUCAGAAUCUCUCAAGCGGGUAGCUGCGGAAACAUUCGCCCGGAUGGAUCCAAGUCGACACCUUCUCAGCGGUCUACCAAAUCCAUGGAAUUUCAACAAGAACGGCCAAUAGUACUUAGCUUGGAAGGAGGCUAUACGGUCCAAAGUAUACCGGAGAAUCUUGGUCACGUAGUGAAUCGCGGUACAACCGGAUACCAUCAAUUUUUGUGAUGGGACCAAACCAGAGCGAUGCCUACUAUAGUAUAUAGUUUGAUUGAUCGUCAGAAUGAUAUAGAUAUAGAGUUUUUGUCGUUUUAUAGCUUAAGUACAAAAUAACAGGGACUAACCUGAGCUUGAAAAUAAAAAUUAUUUACAUUUAUAA
This is a messenger RNA of Malaya genurostris, 5465 nucleotides long. RefSeq names its product ATP-binding cassette sub-family C member 4 (gene Cftr). The record is from RefSeq and is a predicted model, not a curated record. The transcript is spliced from 10 exons. Lineage: Eukaryota; Metazoa; Arthropoda; Insecta; Diptera; Culicidae. The coding region runs from base 900 to 5216 and encodes 1438 amino acids. Gene Ontology annotation, cellular component: membrane. Gene Ontology annotation, molecular function: ATP binding; ABC-type transporter activity; ATP hydrolysis activity. Gene Ontology annotation, biological process: transmembrane transport.